UGGGCGGCCUGAUCGAUGGGUGCAAUACAUGAUGAUACUUGCUAUGAUAUAUGCUGGAUGCAUGGUUUCUUCUUCAAUUGCAAUUGCAAUCCUAUCAAGCCGUCACUGCUCGAGCCUGGAUCGAGCUCGCCACGUCCUCUCCUGCCUCCAGGGAUCCAGGUCGCAUCGCCAUGGCUCAUCAUAAACAAUCACAGGGGACGGUGGCGAGGGCGGACGACUCCACCUCCAGUUUGCCGAUGGGAGACGAUGGCGGCCUUUCCAUGCUGGAACAUGGCGGCACAUUAUCAUUAUUAUCUGUAGCUGCAGAUGAUCAGGGGCAGGAGCAUCAAGAGGAAGAAGAAGUCGACCACAACGACACCUCCUCCUCGUCCUCGCCCACCGGGAAUAAGCAUAAGCAGACGAGCUGCCUUCUGCCAGCACGCAGCCUGAGAUCAACAGAUGAUGCAGCAAGUCAUAGCCAGCAAGCAGGCGGCGGUGUCCGGUCGCUGUCCUUGUCAAAGAUCUUGAGCUUCAGAAUGUGGGCGCCCGCCGGCGCAUCCCUGUCGAGCUCCAGCUCCACCUCCACCUUGGAGGAUUACAUUAUUGAUGAUGAUCAACAUCAACUCGAGCAUGAUGCUGGUGCUGCCAAGGAUAAGAACAAGGAGGAGGAGGAGGAGGAGGAGAAGCUGAAGCAGGUAUGCCGCUCGCAGUCCGUGCCCGCUACGAGCGUCGCCCGGCGAUUCAGCGGCACCGCAAAAGGAAAAGGGUCGAGGAGGGUGGCAGACUCCAGCUCCUCCCUCACGCGGCUCAGAGUGGUGCCGCUGCGUGUUCCUUCUCCUCCUCCUCCUCUAGAUCAGGCCACCACCGCCGGAGGAGAAGAGGAGGAAGAAGAACAGCAACAAGAAGAAGAGGACAUCGCGGCCGAGGAGGCGGUGUGCCGCAUCUGCAUGGUAGCCCUGUCCGAGGAGGCGGUGCUGAAGCUGGAGUGCUGCUGCAAGGGCGAGCUGGCCCUGGCGCACAGGGCCUGCGCCAUCAAGUGGUUCAGCAUCAAGGGCAACGGCACCUGCGACGUGUGCAGCCAGGAGGUGCUCAACCUUCCAGUCACCCUGCGACUGCGACGCCUCCCGGACGAGCCUGCAGCCCGUCGUCCACCAUCCGUCCUUCAGGCGGCGCUGGCGCUGGCUCAGGCGCAUGCGCAGAGCACUCCGCAAGGAGCUGAUGAUCCUAUUCCUACCGCAACCAGCAGAUACAGCAGCAGCUACAGGGUGUGGCACGGCACGCCAAUCCUCGUCAUCGUCAGCAUGCUCGCCUACUUCUGCUUCCUGGAACAGCUGCUGGUCGGCGACCAUGGCACGGCCGCUCUGGCCAUCUCCUUGCCCUUCGCCUGCGUCCUUGGCCUCUUCUCCUCCCUAACCACAACAAAGAUGGUGUCCAGGAGAUAUGUAUGGAUCUACUCUGCGGUGCAGUUCCUCUUCAUUGUGCUCUUCACGCACAUCUUCUACAGAUACGUGCGGAUGCAAGCCGUGAUCGCCAUCAUCCUGUCCACCUUCGCGGGCUUCAGCGUCGCCGUCUGCACCAACUCCGCCCUCCUCCAGAUUCUCAGAUGGAGGCCUAGACACGUUGUGGCAUCGCCCACCACAGCUCAGGGCCGCCAUGGUUCGUCCAGUUCCAGGGGGCCACCAGUGGCAAUGGCUGUGCCAGUGCCAAUGGCGGAGCCGGACCUUGAGAUCGCUAUGCCUCCUGCCCCUGCAUAGAGCGCUUAUAUAUAUAUCCAUUCCAGGGGAGUUCACUCCAGCUCCAGCUAGCAUUGUUUGUUUGUGUGUGUAUACAAUAGCUCCAGCUUUUGUUUUCCGUGACCUCCAUCUCCAUGUAUGAAUGGCCUAUAUAUGGUAUAUAAAUCCGAGCACCAUCUUUCUUUAAAACUGAAAGCAAAGCAAAACAGACGCAUAAAGGCAAAAAAAAA
Molecule: messenger RNA, 1942 nt
Organism: Sorghum bicolor (sorghum)
Lineage: Eukaryota; Viridiplantae; Streptophyta; Magnoliopsida; Poales; Poaceae
Exons: 3
Coding region: 51-1733 (560 amino acids)
Molecular function (GO): zinc ion binding
Source: RefSeq, a predicted model, not a curated record